UAAGAAGGGCUCGUAUCCGGAAUAUCUCCUCGUAAAUAGUGUGACCCACAGGUAAACAGGGGUCAUCUAGAUAGCCCACGACCUCCGGUGACUGCAAAACUGUGUGGUGUAACGACUGAAGUACCCGUUCAAGUUCAAGCCGACGUGAGCUUCGUGUGUGAUCGGUUUCACCUCCGUCGGAUACUCACCACACCUGGCGGCGCGCACGCGCAUCUAUUCAAAAAUCCACAAGAAGCGAAAACACUUGGCUGGAGCUUCUGAAGCCAAACGGAAGUAGCCGCGCUUCGCUGUCGCCUCGAAAAUCGCUUGUUAUCCCCCGAAAUCGCAACGAAAUUGCGCGUUACCAAAUCCUGCGAUCCUGCCAAAAUAUAAACAAAAAACACCUAAUAAUGCUGUUCACCUGUUGAAUUCUGUGCCUGUGUAUCGAUCGAAAGCUUCAGUUCUUCCCAGAAACCCAAACCAAGCUAAUAAAACCCUGUUAUAAAAAUUCUAUCAAUCAAAACCGAAAAUGGCCUGCUUGAGCACUUCCGGUCGCGUCGUGUGCGGUUCGCGUCGCCAACAAACGCACAAGUUGCUUUAUCAGCUAUUUGGAUCCCGGCCAGGAUAUACAUCCCCAUCCCCAUCGACAGGAUUUAAUCCACCUAAAGUUCAACAGCAGGCCAUGCGACUCUUCCACGGAUUAAGCUUCAGCAUGGGCAAGGAUUAUCCCGAUCUGAUGCAAAGCCCCCACAAGUGCAGUCAUACCCUGAAGUACUCCCAGUGCUCCAAGGCGAAUACGAGGCAGCACAGCUCGGUCCACACCCAACAGCCGGCUGGUCCUGUGAGGGAGUUCCAGAUCGACCCCUACAUCAUCCUCGACGACGACCUCAAGUACUUCUACGACGACGUGAGAUAUCUGCUCAAGUCGGGGACUUCCCAGCCGGAACUGGACACCAUCGCCAGCUACUACUUCGAUGGCCAGGGAAAGGCGCUGCGACCCAUGGUCACCAUGCUGAUGGCCAAGGCGAUAAACUAUCACCUGAACAACGAGUCACACCAAUUAGUACACAAACAACGACAGAUCGCCCUCUUUUCGGAGAUGGUGCACUCGGCCAGUCUGGUCCACGACGAUGUCAUCGACCAGUCGGACUUCCGGCGCGGCAAGCCCAGCGUGAACGCCCUGUGGAACCACAAGAAGGUCACAAUGGCUGGUGAUUACAUCUUAUCGAUUGCCUCGAUUAUGAUAGCUCGUCUGCGCAGCGAUGACGUGACGAUCGUGCUGAGUCAGAUCUUGACCGAUUUGGUCCAAGGCGAGUUCAUGCAGCUCGGCUCAAGGGAAACGGAGAACGAGCGCUUCGCCCACUAUCUGACCAAGACAUACAGGAAGACCGCAUCGCUGAUCGCCAACGCACUGAAGGCGACCGCCGUAAUCGCCCAGGCCGACGACAACGUGGCCGAGGUGGCCUUCCAGUACGGACGCAACAUCGGCUUGGCCUUUCAGCUGGUCGACGACAUGCUGGACUUUGUCUCCUCCACCGAGCAGAUGGGCAAGCCGACGGCGGCGGAUCUGAAGCUCGGACUGGCCACUGCCCCCGUCCUCUUUGCAUGCGAAAAGUACCCCGAGCUGAACCCCAUGGUGAUGCGGCGCUUCAGCGAGCCCGGCGACGUGGAGCGGGCCUUCGAGCUGGUGCACAAGUCGCACGGACUGGAGCAGACCCGCUUCCUGGCCAAGAAGCACUGCAACGAGGCGAUACGACUGGCCCAGGAGCUCACGGAGUCGCCCUACCAGAAGGGCCUCCAGGUGGUCGCCGACUUAGUCAUCAACCGCAUGAAGUAGACAGGCAGCAUGCAGCAUGCACCCUAUUAUAAACCAUAAAGAAUAAACCAUACACGUAAUGCAAUAAUAGUAGAGUUAUCUAGGCCACACUCGAUGUUUCGGUUAAGUUAUAUUCAGCCAGCGGGCUGCUUUGUAAACAAGAUUUAUUAUUUAGUUUUAAGCCAUUUGUUGUUGACACUGUAAAUAAUUGCAUAAACAAACCCAAUCAACACACACUAAGCGGCCGCGUUCGCUGUACAUAUUUACGAGAUGUUCGAUGAAUUUUUAUCAAAUUUUAUAUGCAGUGUUUUUCGAAAAAUUUAUUUAUGUAUAGAGAGCGAAAUAUUUGCGGAAAGCCAACAAUGAGUAAACGAGAAAAUUGUACAAAUAUUUCUUCAAAAUAAAAGAAAGUAAAAACUCGGAGAUAAGCAUAAAAUACACAACACUGUAAAAGAGAAAUGUUUAAUAGUCAAUGCAACAAAGAGAAGAGGUGUGUAAAAUGAUAAUUAUAAUACGGAGCAUAAAGAACAUGAAAGGAUUAAUUUACAUUAACUAUGUACAUGAUAGGGCAUUUCAUGCCUAAAUGGUUCAAUGGUCUUGGUCUGCACUUUUUCAAAACCCUCCCGACAGCACAAAUAUGUAAUUUAAAAUGGGAAGCCUGUAGUUUAGCCUGAUAAAUAAAAUGUUUUGAACCAUUCGCGCAUGAAAUGCAUAUACAUUAUGUUUUAUUAGAAAUUUAUCGAGGAUUGUACGUGGAACAGUGCUGCCCAGUCUUAAUUUUAAAGGUUUCUUUUUCGCCCCUAAUGCAAUAGUAAUUUAUAAGUCAUAUAAAACAAAAUCGAACCGCAAAACCCCAUUUCGGAACGCCCUAGUUUAAAUUCUUAUUUUAAUUUAUAAGCGAAACCCACUUAUAAGUCAGUCAGUUCAACUUUUUUGUGACUUUUGUUUUGACGAGAACCCAUUGGGCUCCUUUACAGCCUGCUCAAAACUCAAAAAGAGAUCGAACUAAAACCAAAACACAGAUCAUAUGUUAACCUGGCCAGUUCAUCAGUUUAAACGGGUGCUGAGGAUGAUUUACCCACAGAUUAUAAAAAGCGAACGACAAAAUAUUGAUGAAGACGUUGAUAUUGAUACUUGUAACUACGAUAUUUGUAUACUUAAAGAGAUGAAUAAAAAUUCGAUUUUGUAAAACAAA
Messenger RNA from Drosophila ficusphila, 2990 nucleotides. RefSeq names its product all trans-polyprenyl-diphosphate synthase PDSS1 (gene qless). Gene Ontology annotation, biological process: isoprenoid biosynthetic process; ubiquinone biosynthetic process. Gene Ontology annotation, molecular function: prenyltransferase activity. The record is from RefSeq and is a predicted model, not a curated record. Lineage: Eukaryota; Metazoa; Arthropoda; Insecta; Diptera; Drosophilidae. Gene Ontology annotation, cellular component: transferase complex; mitochondrion. The transcript has 8 exons. The coding region runs from base 509 to 1816 and encodes 435 amino acids.